This is a messenger RNA of Colletotrichum destructivum, 3195 nucleotides long. Its product is annotated as Putative heterokaryon incompatibility. NCBI's taxonomy places the organism in Eukaryota, Fungi, Ascomycota, Sordariomycetes, Glomerellales, Glomerellaceae. The transcript is spliced from 2 exons. The record is from RefSeq and is a predicted model, not a curated record. Bases 1 to 3195 code for a protein of 1064 amino acids.
AUGUCCGUCAUGCCUAACGGGACGGAAGUAGCAAAGAAGCCCAGGCCUAUUCCUCCUCGUCCGCUAAUGGAUUCUGGAAGCGAACAGAGACGACGGGAUAACAAAGACUUGUGCGAGGUUUGCCGGAGCCUCGACCUGGGAGUUCACAGCUUCAAGGUCCAGUCAGGGUCACCCGGGGGCUCUGGAGGAUCUGGAGGAGGUCAAUCCUCGAGUCGUCCAUUACACUCAUCCACAACCGCUCGACGAUUGGGCACUCUUCAUGAGAUCAAAGCUCGCUCCACAACCUGUGCGCUGUGCGCGCUCGUCGUGAAGUCGGUGGACGAAACAGGCACCCAAAAGCCAGCCGACCAGCCUCUUGGCGAGAAAGCGGAAACUCGACUCCAGGGGGCAACAUGCCUCAUCAGCUGGGAGAUUGACGGUCGCGAAGCAGCAGCCUCGACCAGGAACCCCGGCCAUAGCCCAAAGAACCUCGUGCGAGGCAUCACGCGGCGUAUGCACAUCCGAUGGGACCACCCCCGGCUGUCCGACGCGUAUCUGGUCUACGUCGCCCCCGAGACGUUCUCGAGGACCACCUCGGACGCCGAUCGCGUCUGGGCCAAGGGAUCGCUCUUUCUCGGACGCGCAAUCACGGAAAACAUCGAGAACCAGGCCCUGAUCCAGUCGUGGCUGGAUCUCUGCAGGAAGACUCACCGAGGGCCCUGCUGCCAGAUACAGGACGGCCGCGUCGAACGCUUCAUCGAAAUGAUCUCGCACUCCUACUUCGGCGUCAUCGACGUGCAGAACAUGCAGCUGACGCAGCUGCCCUGCCAGUCUCUACCUGGGCCCCGGGCCUUCAGACAUGCGCCAUAUUACGAGACCUUGGAACAGGUCAACCCCGAGCCGUACGUCGCGCUGAGCUACGUCUGGGGCGCCGGUGCCGGAGCCUACACGACCCUCACGGAGAACGUCAUGCUCCACCGCACGCACGGGGGUCUCGAAGAGGUGCUGCAAAAGCUACCGAGGGCGAUCCAGGACGCCAUCGACUUGGUGCGGAGGCUCGGGUUCCGAUACGUCUGGAUAGACCGCCUCUGCAUCGUCCAGAACAGCGCGCGGUCGUGGAAGCUCAACGCAUACAACAUGGACCUCAUCUACGGCAACGCGGAGCUCACCAUCUGUGCGGCGGAUGGCGACGCCACGAAAGGUCUCUGUGCCAUGCGGCCGGCGACGCGCAAUACCAGACAGAUCAAGGGCCACAUCAACUCGCAACUACAGCUGAUGGUGACGCGGCCGCCGGAGAUGUACAUCCGGGCCUCGGAGUGGAACGAGAGGGCGUGGACGUUCCAGGAGAGGCUUCUGUCGCGCCGGUGUCUGAUCUUCACCAACGGGAGGGUCUACUUCCAGUGCCGGUCGACCGGCAUGUCGGAGGACAUCUUUGGGGACAAGAGGGGGGCCGGCUGGUCACUGGACCUGGUGGACGCCCCCUUGCAGAUGUUUCGGCAGCUGGAAAGCCGCUCCGUCUGGGUCUACAUGAAGUGCGUGGAGCUCUACACGGAGCGGAAACUCACCCAGGCCAAGGACAUACAGGCGGCCUUCAGCGGCAUGGCCAACCUGAUGGAGGAGCGCAUGCGUGCGCCCUUCGUCCACGGGCUGCCGAGCUCCCACUUCGACCUCGCCCUCCUCUGGGAGCCCAUACACUCCAGCAAGCGAAGGGUCCUGAAGGAGACGCCCGAAAACGCCUCGAUCCCGGAUUUUCCCAGCUGGUCGUGGACCGGCUGGACGGGCGAGGUCAAGUACAAGGAGGACCUGAUGUCUGGCGUUCUGGACGGCGUCUCUGACUGGCUGGACACGCGCACCUGGAUCGAAUGGUGGGUUCGAGACGGCCACGGCGACCUACGGCCGCUUUGGGACUAUCGGAUGUCCGAGGAGGACACGAGCAAGGACGUCAAAUGGAGGGGCUACACCCGGAACCGGGCGGCGGCAAGAAACGAGCGGCCCAGGAGGCAACGCGACGACUACGAGUACGACAUUGACGCCACGAAUGCGUAUGGACCAAGGGAUGCAGUCAUCCCCUCUCGGGGCCGAAACCCUUCCCCUCCACGGCUUGUCCGGAGGAGCUUUUUGAGUGAUGAUGACAAGUUCAAGCAAAACAACAACGACGACAGCUACGACGACUCGGACAGAUUUUCCGGGGCGUCUCAGGGCGAAGCCGGCGAGGUCUACGUCUCAGAUCGGUAUCUUACAGGGGGCGUACCUCCGCCCCAGAAGGAAGCCAGAUUCGCGGAUGGUCCCGAUCCGAGGCCGGCUCCACUUGCGCCGUUUCCAUAUCCGCCCCCGCCUCCGGGUCCGCACCACCUCCGGCCUCUGAGCCCGUACAGGCCCCAACCUCCGCCCCCACCUCCACCUCGACCCAGGUUUCGGACAGGCCAAGACCAUGACCCGUACGCGACCGAGAGGAUAUAUAGCCGCUACUACAGGAACACACCGAUCAUCACCCAACCCUACGCCGCCUCUCUCCCCCUUCCGGUCGAUGGGACAACUGCCCGCCAGUCCAUCUUCCCGCCGCGAGCCUCCCGACGCAACGCCUCACCUCCUCCCCCGGCUCCGGCGCCGGUACAUUCGGAGCAUCCGACGCACAACGCCGACUUCUUCGACAUGUUCUUCGACGGCGGCGACAAGGACUUCAACAUCACGCUGCGCGACUACCCUUACCGCGUCGUCAAGGCGCCCUUCGACCCCAGGCCGCAGACCGCCGAGUACCCGCUGCUGCCGAUCCUCCAGUUCCGGACGUGGCACACGUGGCUGUACAUCCGCGCGAGCACGCCGCCCGAGCAGAAGCAUGACGACGGCGACGAUGACGACGACGACGACCACAGCAGGCGGACAAGCAUGGGUCUCGGGGCGGGCGGCCAGGUGCGGCAUCACAUCGCCGACGAGGGGGGCGACUGGUGCGGCUCCAUCAUGCUCGACGCCGAGUGGGCGGCCAAGGCGGACGCCAGGCAGGAGUUCAUCGCCGUCUCCGAGGCCAAGAGCUUCACUGAGGCCGAGUGUCAGGAGUGGACGUACUACGUGCCCAAGGAGCGUGACCAGAGCGAGUGGGAUCUGUUUUAUGUUCUGCUCAUCGAGCGGAAGGACGAGAGGUGGGAGAGGAUUGGGGUGGGCAAGGUCUUCAAGGAGGCGUUCCGGGGUCUCAAGCAGAGGGAGAUUAUGCUCAGCUAG